Molecule: messenger RNA, 597 nt
Organism: Schistocerca gregaria
Lineage: Eukaryota; Metazoa; Arthropoda; Insecta; Orthoptera; Acrididae
Exons: 4
Source: RefSeq, a predicted model, not a curated record
AUGUUUGGGCGGCGACAAUACAUCCACAGUGCACUUGGUGCCUACCACGACGUCACGGGGCUGACAGUGGCCUACCGCCUCCGAGGCGCCCUGUGCGUGACGUCACGGCUCUGCUCUGGCCUGCAGGAGCACGUGCGCGCGUCACGGGAGGCACGCCUCGACGCGGCUGGCAAGUCGACGCCCGGCGGCUCGGUGGCGGCGCUGCGCAAGUCGCCGCGCGCGCGCUCCGCCCCCGACGACUGCUACGUGCCGGCGGCGGGCGGGCUGCUGCCCAUGCUGCUGCGCGACACGCCCCCGGACACGCAGCUGCCGCCCCCGCCGCCCCUCAACGGCGACGCCGUCUUCUUGCGCGACGGCCGCCACCGCGACGGCUCCAGCUCCUCGCCCCGCCUCUUCGACGACGACGACGAUGAAGAAGACGACGACGGAAUGGAGCAGGACGAGGUGGACCUGUGCGACUUCCUGGCGCCGCAGCCCGAGACCCGCGACAACGAGUGCCAGACGCGUGAGAGCCUCUUCCUCACGGCGAGCGUGACCACGGCCACCAGCACCACCUCGCCCAGCUCCGACCAGACGUCGACGCCGCCCCCGCCGCCC